Messenger RNA from Homarus americanus (American lobster), 3175 nucleotides. Its product is annotated as dnaJ homolog subfamily C member 10-like. Bases 141 to 2477 code for a protein of 778 amino acids. The record is from RefSeq and is a predicted model, not a curated record. The transcript has 14 exons. NCBI's taxonomy places the organism in Eukaryota, Metazoa, Arthropoda, Malacostraca, Decapoda, Nephropidae.
UCGCCUGAUGAUUUGAUGUCAGUUGAAGCUGGCUGUUGCUACCAUUUCCUGUAAAUUCUCUCUCUCUCUCCAAUUACUCUCGCCUUCAAGUGGUGGAGUGAGAAAAGGUUUUAAAUUUUCUGAUAUUCACAUACGGGAAGAUGAUGAUGUUGGUCCGAGUUCUCCUCCUCAGUUUGCUCUUUACGUUUGCAUUUGCCGAGGAUUUCUACGGGCUGCUCGGGGUUACUAAAAAUGCAAACCAGAAGGAGAUACGCAAAGCUUUUAAAGAGAAGGCGCUGAAGCACCACCCAGACAAAAACACGGAUGAUCCAGAGGCACAUGAGAAAUUUGUUCGCAUAAAUCGUGCAUAUGAAGUGCUCAAGGACGAAGAAUUGAGAAAGAAAUACGACUUGCACGGUGAAGAAGGUCUUGAUGAGAGCAGGUCAUGGCAGCAGUACCAUUCAUGGAACUACUACCAUGAUAAUUUUGGCAUAUACGAUGAUGAUCCCGAAGUCAUUACACUUAAUAAGGCAGACUUUGAACAGAGUGUGAGUGGGUCUCCAGACAUCUGGUUCAUCAACUUUUACCACCCUAUGUGCUCCCACUGCCACACACUGGCACCGGUGUGGCGGGAGGUCGCUAGGGAGCUUGAGGGAGUGGUUAGAAUUGGAGCGGUGAACUGUGAUGACGAUUAUCACUUGUGUUCUUCCCAAGGCAUUCGUUCAUAUCCAACGCUCAUCUCGUAUCCAGGGAGAUCGAGAUACUCACAAGAGAAGACCAAGGAGGAUUUAUUAAACUACAUGCUCCAGCAGGUGCGAUCUUCUGCUGUGAGUCUCACCUCCACCAAACUAAGAAACCUUUUGUCCAAGGAGGAGUAUAGCACCAGACCAUGGCUCAUUAUUUUCUUUGCUGACAAUGAUGAGGUUGACGAGUUUUGGGUCACUCAGAUCAAGCUAAGUGCUAUUUUGGAUGGCUUAGUCACCGUUGGUUUUGUGGAGUGCUUCAGGCAAAAGGACCUCUGUACCAGUCUUGACAUGCAAACUGGUAUUAAGUUCUUUGCCAGUGGCAAAAUUGAGUCUGGUGAUGGUAGAGAGGUCUCCAGCCUUAAUGCCCAGGAAAUUGCCAAAGAAGUCUUGGAACUCCUGCCCGAGAUGCAGCUUUUAGAUGAAGCCACAUACAAGGUUAUUCGUCAGAACCUGGAGUCACACGAAGACUCUGUAUCCUGGCUGAUCCAGUUUAGUGGAGACAGUGAUGAUGAUGCAUUUGAGAUUCGUAAAUUGCCUGCUUUACUGCCGUCCCUCAACCUAGGAAGGAUAAAAUGUUCUCAGAUGAAGAAGCAGUGUGAUGACCUCUACAUCGCUAAAACACCAUCAUUUAUGCUCUUCAAACCUGGUGGAGGAUAUGAACUUCAUCAUGGUCGAUUACUAGCCCAUGACAUAGCCGUGUUCGCAAGAGAAGGAGCCUCAGCACCACAUUUUCAAAUAUUGACCCCACAAGAAUUCCCUAAAGUGCUCAGCGAUGGGUCUACAUGGUUUGUGGAUUUUUAUGCCCCAUGGUGCCCACCUUGUAUGAAGUUGCUGCCUGAAUUCCGCAAAGCCAGCAAACUUAUGCAAACACCAAUAAAUUUUGGGAGUAUUGACUGCACUCUACACCAUGAGUUGUGCUCCAAAUUCAACAUUCAUCAGUACCCUACCACAAUACUGUACAACCAGAGUGUUCCACAUGAGUACAUGGGCUACCAUACCGCUGCUCAGAUCGUGGAGUUUGUCGAAGAUACUCUCAACCCUGCUGUUGUGGUACUUGAUGAGGCAAAGUUUGAGAAGCUAAUAAGCAACAAGGUAAAAGGUGAAGUGUGGGUGGUGGAUUACUUUGCCACCUGGUGUGGUCACUGCCGGGAGAUGGCUCCAGAGUACAGGAAGUUUGCACGUAUGAUGGAACAUUUACCCAACGUCCAUGUAGCAUCUAUUGACUGUGCAGAAUUUGGUCACAUCUGUAAGAAUCAAGGGAUUUCAAGCUACCCAAGUAUCAUGUUGUAUCCUGCAUCAAGCUUUGGAAAUCAGAAGAUCUUGAAAUUUAACGGAUGGUCACGGGAUGCAGAAGCCUUCCGCCAGUGGAUGUACUCCAACCUUCCCAGUAGAGUGACAGAGUUAGACGAACAAAUCUAUGAAAGAGUUCUUCGCAGCAAGCAACCUUGGCUCAUUGAUUUUUAUGCUCCAUGGUGUGGACACUGUCAAGUGUUUGCCCCUGACUUUGAGGAUAUUGCUCAGGCUAUGGAAGGUUCAGUGAAUGCAGGAAAAUUAAACUGUGAAAAACACCGUCGGGUGUGCCAGGGGGCGGGAGUACGAGCUUACCCUACAGUGCGUCUCUACAGAGGCUCACCCAAUGGUGAUCGUCAGAGUACAGAUGGAAUUAAUUUCCGAAGUCUACUUAAAGAGGAUAUACUUAGUAACUUGCCACACUGGCUACCCAAAGAUAAGAUAGGACAUGAUGAGUUGUGAUUGCGUGUUUGUUAUAUUAGAUAUAUCAUCAUCAGCCUGUACCACUCCUCUGCUGGGUGAAGGCCUUCCCAGAUAUAACACAUUCUACUUUCUUGAACCUUCCCUGCCCACUGACUACUGCCUAUAAAUUUCCUGAUAGGUAGAUCAGUAUCCCAUAUUACUAUUACAAGUACUACAGUAUUACUGUUUUCAUUAUUUUAUUAUUAUUAUUAAUUCUAUUUACAAGGUUUUGAUGAUAUGAUUACAUUUGCAAAGUUUAUGAAAAUGAUCCUUAAGUUCUUGUUAUUAAAAUAAAUUGGUGUUUGAUAUUCUAUAUAAUAUUAGACAUAGAAAAAUUCAGUACACUCUUAAAGUCUUUCCAUGAUGGCAGUUGACUCAUAAAAUUGUUUUGUAAUUUUUUUAUAAAAAUACCCUAGACCAUAAAUUUGUAUAAUUCUCUACCAAUGAGAAUUUUCCUGAUAAUCAAUAGAGUAAUUCAGAAUAUCCUACUUCUGAUAUCUUGCACAAGGGGGUGCAUUAGUGAGUGGACUUGACAGUGAUGAGUAUCUUUCCCUGUGCUAUUUAUUGUUUUUGAUAAGGAGACAUGAAGUGACUAACUUGUUGUCUCACAUAAAUGGUGUCUAGUGGACCAGUUGCCCAGGUUGUACCACAUCUGCACAUAUUUCAGAAUCUCUUACAUAAGUAAAAUUUGAAGUCUG